Dunckerocampus dactyliophorus (ringed pipefish) is the source of this 4498-nucleotide messenger RNA. It is a transcript of the gene gpr61, whose product is annotated as G protein-coupled receptor 61. The transcript has 2 exons. The record is from RefSeq and is a predicted model, not a curated record. Gene Ontology annotation, cellular component: endosome; signaling receptor complex; plasma membrane. Gene Ontology annotation, biological process: G protein-coupled receptor signaling pathway. The coding region runs from base 463 to 1878 and encodes 471 amino acids. Gene Ontology annotation, molecular function: G protein-coupled receptor activity. Lineage: Eukaryota; Metazoa; Chordata; Actinopteri; Syngnathiformes; Syngnathidae.
AGGGGGAGGGUUUGGGUGGGAGGCGAUGACAAGAUGAAAGGGGCCAGGUGAGGAGGAGACACAGGAGCAUCCCACUCUUCGUCUGCUUAGCCCACUAUAGCCCACCACUGGAUGUGUGUGACUGGUGUGUAUCAUUGUGUUGGCUGUGUGUAUGUGUUUGUCUGUAUGGGAGAGACACAUCAAGAGACCGUGAACCUGCACACCAGUGAGCAGCUAUUUGCAGACUAAGCUUUGCCUGGUUAAUUUCAAAGUGGAGGAUCUAAGCUGCUUCAUCUACAAGGGACAUCGGUCUUCUGAGCCCCCCUUUGAGGUCCAGUCCACCACAGAAACAAGAUGUGUGGAGCUUGGGCUGCCAUGACCGAAUCCACCUCUUGAACUUCUCUGUGACACCCUACGCCAGGGGAGGAUGGGAGAUGGGCCCGUGACAUUCAGCGGACUCUCUUCUCCAUAUCCCAUCCUCUCAUGGAGCACCUUGUCACACCAAGUCCCUCCUGGAACACUUCGCUCUCGGGAUUUCCUUCGUUUCCCCUCUCGCUACAUCCAAAUGCUUCCAACUUGAGCCAGCCCGUCACAAGCAUUCACACCGGAGCAAGCGUGAACCAGUUUUUAGCUGUGUGUGCCAUGCUCAUAAUGGACACCCUAGCUGUGGUGGGGAACCUCGCUGUGAUGAUUGUCAUCACCAAAACGGCGCAGCUGCGCAAGUUUGCAUUUGUGUUCCACCUGUGCUUGGUGGACCUGCUGGCGGCGCUGGUUUUGAUGCCACUUGGAGUGGUGUCGGACCAGUUCAUGGUACACGAGGCUCUGUGUCAGAGCUACCUCUGCUUGAGUGUUUGCCUGGUGAGCGCGGCCAUCCUCACCAUUUGCGCCAUCAACGUGGAGCGCUACUAUUACAUCGUGCACCCCAUGCGCCACGAGGUGAAGAUGACUUUGGGGGUGGUGGUGAUGGUGCUUGUGGGGGUCUGGAUUAAAGCCGUUGUCAUGUCAUUGGUGCCUCUCCUGGGGUGGCUGCUCCAAGGUAACCAGGGGAUGACCUCUCCUUCAGUGCUCAUCUCAGGUCAGACAUACUGCUCCCUCCACUGGGCGGGAGGAAGGACCACACGGCUGCUCUUCAUGGUUUUUUUCACCUUCAUCUAUUUCCUGUGUCCCAUGUUGAUUAUUUUAGUGGUCUACUGCAAUAUGUUCAAGGUGGCUCGAGUGGCAGCCAUGCAUCAUGGCCCACUCCCUACUUGGAUGGACACACUGAGACAACGUUCUGAGUCGACCAGCAGCCACUCCACUAUGGCUGCAAGUUUUGGAGGGACGGGCUCCCGCAACACACCUCAAAGGACAUUUGGUGGUGGGAAGGCCGCUGUGAUUCUGGUGGCGGUGGGAGGCCAGUUCUUGUGCUGCUGGCUGCCAUACUUUUCUUUCCAUCUCUACUCAGCUGUCGUGUAUACCUCUCCCGCUUCGCUGGCCCGGUUGGAAGGUGUGGUCACAUGGAUUGGCUACUUCUGCUUCACCUCCAACCCCUUCUUUUACGGCUGCCUCAAUCGUCAGAUUCGCGAAGAACUGGGGCGCCACGUGGCCUGCCUUUUCAAGCGGGCUGGGUCUGGUCAGGGGGAACAGCUGCCCAGCCGAGAGGCCUCCAUCGAGGAGAACUUCUUACAGUUCCUUCAGGGCACGGCGUGCAAUCUGGAGCCGUGCAACUCUCACAGCGGAGUGACUCCAGACGAGGUGGAACAUGAAGGCCUUCAGGAGUCAUCUGCUCUGCAGAACACGCCAGCUGAUUUCCACAUCCCAGGGCAGAUUCUUGAAGAAACCUCAGAGUUCAUACAGCGGCAAAAACUAAACAAUCAACUUCAUGGUUUGGAAAAGACCAAAAUGGUAUCAGAACUAUAGCUGCCUCCCCCGUAUUACCUAAUAAUCACUUUAAAGUCAUUCAUUUCUUUGGGAUCUCCUUUAAUUGUUUUAAAUAAUAACACCCUGUUAUGUGAGCUCAAACUGAAACCUGGUGAUUUGCAAAUGAUGCUGUCUUCUAGUUUUGGUUAUGCAGCAUCUUUUUGAGAAAAUGAGAUUUUCUGUGAAAGAUCACUGAUAAAUACAUCAUGUGCAUGUUCUCAUUUUCAUCCCCUCCAGUCACUAUCAUGUGGCAUUACAUGUCGAUCAGCAGAUACACACUAAGUGAAACCUUUGUUCUCUUAUUCACCUUUUUUAUUAGCAGUGAAGAAAAUUCUCACUUUACAGAACAGAAUGCCUUUACAGAACAAUGUUUUUAACCAUUUUUAAGACAAUUGGAUGCUUCUCAACCAGGUGUUGCAACAAACUAUGACCAGACCUCUGGUCAUCUCAGACUAAGUGUAUUUUGUCCCAUGAGAUGACACUGCUCCCCUCACCAGAAAGAGGUGAUAAAAGUGAUUAAUUGGCAUUAAAAUAAAUAGUUUCACUGCUGGUGCUGCCAUAAACAGGCUGACACACCAGAGUAAUUUGAACCUCUUUAAUUCCUGUUACCAUGUUUCUUUUAUAUAUCUGCCUUGUGAUUGUCAUUUCCGCAAUCUUAUCACAUUGGGAGGCAUGUGUUUGCUAACAUUCAUUUAAUUGUUGGACAUUAACUUUACUGUCACAAAUAGAGGUACACUAAGAGUCCAUUCAUGUCCAUUCAGUCUACAGUAAUGCACCUCUGUUGGAUUCCCAUGCUGAAUUUAAGGGCACCUCACUGCCGUGACAAGCCAUGGUCCCCGUCAAGAUCCAACUAUAGCACAUUAAAGCAGAAUAUGUGGCUCUUUAUUAUACAUUGAGGCUUUACCAACAGCCAGCUUUCCUACUGUGUGAUUAAAGCAUGCUGCAUGUUGACAGGUAAACACAGGAGCAGAGAGAGUGCUCCUGUGUUUGUGAUAGACACAAGCAGCCAUGUUGUGGCUACACAAGCUUGCGGUUGUGACAGUGCAUACACACUCUUUUGCCUUUGGCCUCGUUUAGCAUGAUAAAUUGAAGUCUCACAUCUCAGGUGGAAUACAAACAUUUUGCACAAAAGUUGCGUAAGGCGUUUGCCAAAGAAAAUGGCACGGCACAAAUCUCUUUCUAACAGAGUGUUGCGUCAUUACUCGAUGCGCGUUCUUCCUUGUUGCCUUUCUUUUGAACUGCUGGCAUGAUCACAAGACUUGUCGACACAACAGGAAGAUUCACACUUUGCUGGAAGUUAGACCAUAACAAACAUUCUGUACUUUUUUUAAACAGUGUCUUUGUUGUUAGGAUUCGUAUUAGAGUCGUAAUGUUGCUUUGGAAGUGAUAAAAGUGCAAUGUGGAGCACUGAGGCCCGAAUAUUUGAGCACAAGACAAAAUAACUGCCAUACCCCUCAAUGUGCUACAAUUUGCAUGUAUUUAUGAUCUAUUACUAUUGUUGCACCAUACUUACAUCAGCCUGAGCUCUUAAAGGGAUAGUUCGGAAUUUUUGACGUGAAGAUGCGAGCGUCAGCUGUGGAAUACAUACGUAAACACAUCGCAGCCAUCUUCAUUAGAUACACAACAAUGGACAGGCGAUAGCGCGCAGUGAUACGAGGGAAGAGAGAAAGCAAUGCAGAGCGAUUGUGAGGUCAGAUUUUUUUUUUUAGGCAAAAAAUUCAAACUAUCCCUUUAACUAUAAUUUGAGCAUAACUGUCAUUUGUUAAAUGGUUGAAAAUAGUGACAUAAAACCACUAUUCAAAUUUGUCGGCGCGGCAGCAAAAUGAGCCAGUCAAUGCAAGUUCCAUGUCUGUGACAAACUGUGGAUUAUAAGGCAGAAGAUACUACAGUAACACCUUUUUUCAUGUGUAAAUUGCCAAAAUGUUAAUUUUACUCUCUUUGUAUCAUUUUGUGUGUCAGAGCUGACUGCUUUGAAUCUUUUUGGGCUAAAACUUAUUGACUAAAACCUGUUAUUAAAAACACAAGAUAAACGUUGUUGUGAUUACAUUUAGUUACAUCCAUUACAUUUAGUUCGUUACAUUAAUGUAUGUAACUAUUAUUACAUAGUUACAUAUAUUACUCGUUGUUGUCAUUACAUCUUGCAUCUUUGUUAAAUUGAUACAUGUACUACAUUCUUGGUCUCCUCACAGUUGUUUCCCUCUUAGUGUUUGGCGUGACCAUUCCAUGAACAGAUACCACCAUAAUUCCACCUGAGGCUCAUCCUCUAAUUCCCAACCAGUUUGUCUGUGCUGCUUCCCAUUGGUCACAAUGACUCAAACUUUUCAUGUAGAGCCAUGGAGGGCAUUUCCUACGGCGCACAGAAGCAGUUCAAACACACUGACCUUUGUGAUACAGUUAACCCAACACAUGUGCUCAAGGAGAGGGCAUGUCACUAUGGAGCAUUGUUGGAAUAACAUACUGUAGAUUUAUGCCCAUUUUUGCCAUCACCCUGUAUUAUCUUUAAAUGGUAAAAUUAAAUUACAUAAAAUUAGUUUGUUAAGGAAAACAGAAGAAUGUUCUGGGUGAGUCUGCAUGUUCUCCUUGUGCCAGUGUUGGUUCCCACCAUAUUCCAAAACCAAAA